AUGUCAAUAGAAAUCUCAGUUUUAAUAUCUGGAUCAGGUACAAAUCUACAAGCAUUAAUAGACGCACAGAAUGAAGGAAAAUUGAAUGGUAAAAUAACUCAAGUUAUAUCAUCAUCAGAUACUGCAUUUGGAUUAACAAGAGCUUCCAAAAAUAAUAUACCUACAAAAACUCAUCUUCUAAAAAAUUAUUAUAAAGGAACAACAAAAGAUCAAAUAGAAAUAAGAAAAGAAAAAAGAGAACAAUUUAAUAAAGAUUUAGCAAAUUUAAUAAUAAAUGGAUCAAUUGAUUCUACCGUAUCUAAUUAUAAAUCACCAAAUUUAAUAGUUUGUGCAGGAUGGAUGUUAAUUUUAUCACCAACUGUUUUAGAACCUUUGGAAAAAGAAGGUAUAACUAUAAUAAAUUUACAUCCUGCAUUACCAGGAGCUUUUGAUGGAACUCUUGCCAUUGAUCGUUGUUGGAAAGCAGGACAAGAUGGUGAAAUUACAAAAGGAGGAGUAAUGAUACAUAAAGUUAUAACUGAAGUAGAUAGAGGUGAACCUAUUUUAGUUAAAGAGUUAGAUCUAAAAAAGGGUGAAACUUUAGAAGAAUAUGAAGAUAGAGUACAUAAAAUUGAACAUAUUGCAAUUGUUGAAGGUACAAAUAAAAUAAUAAAAGAAUUAACGAACAAUAUAUGA
Molecule: messenger RNA, 675 nt
Organism: Lodderomyces pseudojiufengensis
Lineage: Eukaryota; Fungi; Ascomycota; Pichiomycetes; Serinales; Debaryomycetaceae
Gene: ADE8
Product: phosphoribosylglycinamide formyltransferase
Exons: 1
Coding region: 1-675 (224 amino acids)
Biological process (GO): 'de novo' IMP biosynthetic process
Cellular component (GO): cytoplasm
Molecular function (GO): phosphoribosylglycinamide formyltransferase activity
Source: RefSeq, a predicted model, not a curated record